UCCUCCAGCUGUAAUAGGGAUCUCUAAAUUUUUGGUUGCAAAGUUGGGAAGUACAUAUUCACUAUAUUCAUCGUUGAUACAUGUAGAGUUACUGCAUAUUAAUUUGUUAGAAUAGUAUAUGGCAGUACUUCCCCUCAUUUGACCAGGGCUGCAGACAUGAAUGCCUCUGUAUCCAGCUUCUUCAUUCAUCAGAAGCAUUACAUUUGAUUGAUCAACACACAGUGGCUUAUCUAUAGAGUCACCUGCUAGCACCAUCAGCCAGUGGAUUGGAUGUGCACACCCUGCCUAUAGUCACCUGCUUGCAGGUGCUCCAGCUUUCUUCUGACUGUGGAGCACAUUUUACCUAUACGCCCAAGAUUUCCGCAUUUUUGCUUAAUUUGUGGUUGCUAUUAUUAUCGAGGUACAUGUAUGGACCUCCAGGGAUUUUUUUUUUUUUUUUUUUUGACAUUUACAUAAAUUGAAAAUGCAAAUGAAAUGGCAGUUAUUUUGACUUGGUGAGAUAAUUCAGUAAUUGUGUAUUUUGUUCAUAUUUUUAUUUUUAUUUUAUUAUUAGAUGUUUUAUGUGUGUUGUGUGCUGAGUUUUAUUGCCAAGAUUGCCAGGUAAAAUCACUCUUCAAAUAUUAAAACUGCCAUAGUAGUGUUCUAAAGUUUAUUAAUAAAAGUGGUAAAUGCACUGUAUUUGUAUCUACACUUAAUGGCAACAAGUGUCACAAAGUAGAGUGUUAGAACUCAAUAUCUUAAGCUUAUAUUGUCGUCCUGGCAAAGUUACUCAUUAUGUGAGGUAUUACAUAAGCAGUGUAAUCUAGAGUACUAGAACUCAUCUAUUUAAAAGGAAGUACACAUGUUAAAUAACAGUAAGUUUAAGAUAAGAUCAGUGUGUACAAGCAAGUCAAGUAUAUAGCAUUGAGUAUGAUUCAUUUUGGAUGGUAUUUAUUUUUUUAAUAAUUUUGAGAAGCUUAAAACAAAUGUAAUUAAAUGUGUGGUAUUUUAUAAAUCAGAUUUUCCAAAUUUCUGCUUCAGCUUAUUUAGUUGUAUUUUUUUAUAUGAUGGUACAUACUGUACCAUCAUUCUUCAAGUACUGUAUGUUGCUGGUAGUUUACAAAACCCUAGUUUCUAAUGCAUAUAUUUAGUGAAAUUUUACUACCAUUAGACUUUGAUAAAAACAUUAACACUUUAAAAAUUAAAACUUAACAACUUUAUGAACUACACUCACUACAACAACUUUGAACUACACUUAUUACAGCAACUUUGAACUACACUUUAACACAACAACUUUGAACUACACUUUAACACAACAACUUUGAACUAUACUCAUUACAGCAACUUUGAACUACACUUAACACAACAACUUUGAACUACACUUUAACACAACAACUUUGAACUACACUUUAACACAACAACUUUGAACUACACUUAACACAACAACUUUGAACUACACUUUAACACAACAACUUGAACUAUACUCAUUACAGCAACUUUGAACUACACUUAACACAACAACUUUGAACUACACUUAACACAACAACUUUGAACUACACUUAACACAACAACUUUGAACUCACUUAACACAACAACUUUGAACUACACUUAACACAACAACUUUGAACUACACUUAACACAACAACUUUGAACUACACUUAACACAACAACUUUGAACUACACUUAACACAACAACUUUGAACUACACUUAACACAACAACUUUGAACUACACUUAACACAACUUUGAACUACACUUUAACACAACAACUUGGAACUACACUUAACACAACAACUUUGAACUACACUUAACACAACAACUUUGAACUACACUUUAACACAACAACUUUGAGCUACACUUAACACAACAACUUUGAACUACACUUAACACAACAACUUUGAACUACACUUAACACAACAACUUUGAACUACACUUAACACAACUUUGAACUACACUUUAACACAACAACUUUGAACUACACUUAACGCAACAACUUUGAACUACACUUAACACAACAACUUUGAACUACACUCAACACUCACUGCAUGAAAGUUCAAGAAAAGUUAAUGUUUGUGAUAAAUUAUUUGAAAAACAAGUUUUUUUGGAUAUUUAAGCACCCUCUAAACUUUUGAUGUUAAUAUAAUUUCAACCUAAAGGAUGUCACUGUACAACAUAAGUGAAUUUUUCACUAUGUGAACUUCAUACAUCUGCUAAUUUAUUUCGCUAAAACAUGUCGUUGUCUUUAUUUUCUAUCAUUUUGCGUAAAUGUCAUUUUAAUGACAGUUAAAUGUGUCUUCCAGACAUUUGUUACAAAAGUAAAUUUAUAUCUGAACUGUCAAGAGCUCUUCAUGUGAGGUAAAAUUGUCGGGCUUUUCAAAUUGUUUAUAAAUAUCUGGCUUAUGAACAAAUAAAAUUACACAGAAACCCAAUCUGUAAUAAGUGUUUAAAAUUAACUAAAUAUUCGUUUUAAAUAAAAUAAACCUUUGUUUAAAAUAAUUUUUUGGUGGAAAGAUAUACAACUUCGUACAAAAGAUAAAUCAUAUCAGUGUUUGUUGUUUCUACAAAACUUAAGAAAAAUUAUUCACAUACAGGAACAUAUAUUGGAAAUAAGUCACUUACUUUUUUUAAAAUUUCUGUUGUUUUGUAGGACAAUGUAAUCAUCCAACCAGGUUAGUGCUUCGUCUGAUUAUUAUUAUUAUUACUGUGUAAUCAUCCAAAGAUUGUGUAAUUGUGUCUGAAUAAACUUAGUAAGGCAUAUAAAUGUUCAUUGUCUUAAUUAUUGCAGAAAAUAACAUUAGUUCAACAAACGAAAGUUCAUGAAACCUUUUCAGUAAAAACCUUAUGAAGAGGUUUGAAACAGAAGAGAAAACAUUACAUUGUUCCAUGACAAAAAUCCUUUAAAUUAACUUUAAAACUAACUUAUCAGUGUUUAGUUUUAAAAGGACUUUUGUAAAAUCAACCGUAGCAAUGUAUAUGAAAGGUCAUGUGGAAGAUAAACCAUAUCAGUGUUCACAAUGUCAAAAAGAAUUUUCAGUUAAACAAGCUCUAGUAAACCACAAGAGAGUUCACAUGUUAGGUAAACCAUAUCAGUGUUCAGUGUGUCAAGAAGAAUUUUCAUCCAAACAAGCCCUGGUAAACCAUUUAAGAGCUCACGAUGAAGAAAGACCUUAUCAGUGCUCCUUGUGUCCUAAAGACUUUACGGUGAAAUCAUCUCUGGUGAACCAUAUGAAAGUUCACACAAGAGAGAAACCGUACCAGUGCUCGGUGUGUUAUAAAGACUUUUUAGAAAACUCGUCUCUAUUAAAACACAUGCGAAUUCACACAGGAGAGAAACCACAUCAGUGUCCUGAUUGUCUAAAAGAUUUUUCAGAAAAAUCAUCUUUAAUACAACAUAUGCGAAUUCAUACGGGAGAGAAACCAUAUCAUUGCACAGAGUGUCUAAAAGACUUUUCUGUGAAAUCAGCUCUAGUAAACCAUAUGAGAAUUCAUACGGGAGAAAAACCAUAUCAGUGUUCGAUUUGUUUAAUGACUUUCACACAAAAUUCAAAUCUAGUGCUACAUACGAGAGUUCAUACAGGAGAAAAACCAUUUCAGUGUUCAGAGUGUCUUAAAGACUUCACUGUGAAAGCAUCUUUGGUAAAACACAUGAGAAUUCACACAGGAGAGAAACCAUAUAGAUGUUCAGUUUGUCCAAAAGAAUUUUCCAGGAGAUCAUAUCUGGUAAUACAUAUGAGAAUUCAUACAGGUGAAAAACCAUACCAGUGUUCAGAAUGUUCAAAAGAUUUCAAACAAAGUUCACAGCUAAUACAACACAUGAGAAUACAUACAGGCGAGAAACCAUAUUCUUGUACGUUAUGUCCAAAGGAUUUCUCAAUAAAAUCAGCUUUAGUACUUCAUAUGAGAGUUCAUACUGGAGAAAAACCCUUUCAGUGUUCAAUAUGCCUCAAUGUCUUUUCCUUAAAGUCAUCUCUCGUUAAACACAUGAGACUUCAUAAGGACAUGAAAUCGUUCAAGGGUUCAAAAUCUUUAAAAGACUUUCGACAAAACUCAAAUGUUGUGCAAGAUAUAUGAGUUCAUCCCUCCUUCCUGGUCACAGACCAGGUCGCGGGGACGUUGACCCCCAAAACCCUCAACGGGUAAUUAUCAAGGUAAAAUUUAUUUUUGGUACAAAAUUCAUAACUACCACAGUUUAUACAUGAGAAAAUAUGCAUAGGUUAUGCAUGAUAUAAACAAAAUUCAUGAUUUAUGUAUUUAUGAGAAAAGCAAAUUUCACAGCCAGCAUAGUUUUUUCACAACAAUAUUUACAGGUAACAGUUUAUACAAAAAUGAAACUCAUGGUUUACAUACAAGAAAAACAAAAUUCAAAGGUAGCAAGCAUAAUUUGCAAACAAGAGAAACAGAAUUCACAAGUAGCACGAUUUAUACAUGAGAAAAAAUAUGCAGUUUAUAUGUGAGAAAAGUAAAACACACCAUUUAUGUAUGAAACAAAAUACAGUGGAACCUCGGCUUACGAGUGCCCCACCAUACGAGUUUUUCAGGAUAUGAGCAGUCUCUCGGUCAAUUUUUUGUUUCUGGAUACGAACAAAAAUUCAGGAUGUGAGCUUCUCCCUCAAACAACUUUUUUUUUUUAGACCUCCAGAUCUUACGAAAAUAAAAGUGAAUAUAUAAUUUUAGUUCAUUGUCGUGAUGUAUUAUGUAGUUUUAACUGCUUAAGACUAUAACUGCAACAGAAAUAAUAGUACAGUGGAACCUCAAAUAUCGAACUGCUCUCAACCAAUUAUGUAAGUGUAUUUUUGUAAGUGCUUUUUUAAGUGUAUUUUUGAGGGUCUGAUAUGAACUAAACUAAUUUACAUUAUUCCUGAUGAGAAUAAAUUCAUUCGGUAACGGCACUCGAACAGCCGUCCGGAAUGAAGAAAGUUCGAUAUUUGAGGUUCCACUGUAUUUCUUACCUUAAAUUGUGGGUGCUGGUGUUUGUGGAUGAUUGUGAAGAGAGUGGAGAGUUAUGUUGUGGUCCUACUGGUCUGAGGUGGAUGGUAGAUGUACUGAAGUCGAUGGUUGUACUGGAGUGUGCAUAAAUUCUGUAAUGGAUUUCUGUUCUAUUUUACCCUGCAGUACAUUAUACAACUGACGGUAAGGCAUCAGCUGCUCUAGACACCGUUGCAGGGUCAGUCAAGUCAGUAAGUCAGUCAGUUAAGUCAGUAAGUCAUUCAGUCAAGUCAGUAAGUCAGUCAGCUAAGUCAGUCAGUCAAUUAAGUCAGUCAGUCAAGUCAGUCAUUUGAGUCAGUAAGUCAUUCAGUCAAGUCAGUAAGUCAGAUAUGGUAAUUAAAAGAUCAAAACACAAUUCACAAACACAGCUAGCUUGUAGGAGAGAAGUGGAACUGAACACUAUUAUUCACGAAAGCUGGGAUGGUGGUGUCAGGGAAUGGUGGGAGGCCUCCCCCGCUCACCCACAACAAGGCGGCUUGAGGUAGGGAAUGGCCGCCACCCCUUGUCACAUACAUGUAGAGACAUAGUGUUUUAUUCAUUCUAGAGCAUAUACAUGUAUCAAGUUUUUAUAUUAUUUAUAUUGUUUAUUAUGUCAUAUUAGAUGAAUUGUGAUAGGUAAAUAAGCUAUAGUUGAUAUUACAAAAAAUAUUGAAGUAGUAUUUUGUUAUGCCUCCUGAGAGCCAGAACAGAUUAAUUGCAUUUCGAUUAAUUUGAAUGAGGAAAAUUGACUUAGCAUACGAGCAAAUCGGGAUAUGAGCAAGGUCACGGAACAGAUUAAGUAAGUUGAAGUUCCACAGUACACAGUUUAUACAUGAGAAAGUAAAUACAAUGGACCCUUGGAUAUCGUAGUCGUUGGAUUUCAUAAUACUGUAUUCGGUAAUUAUAAUCGUUUUUUCGUCAAAAUAUUGGCUCGGUGAUCAUCAUUUACCUCGGUGAUUGUCAUUUGUCCCAAACACGUACGAGCGGCCCCAACAUGGCCACAGUCAAUGUGCCAUUGUUUAUCAGCGAGUGAGCACGAUCCCAUGCGUUCAUACGAUACAUUUCGUAAUAUUACAGUUUGCUUUAGUGCUUGCAACUGCUAAAUAAGCCACCAUGGGUUCAAAGAAAGCUAGUGCCAACCCUUUGGUUCAGAAGGUGACAAACACGAUAGAAUUAAGAAGAAGAUUGUAGAAAAAUGCGAGGGUGGUAGUGAUGGUGGUAGUAAUGGAGAUUUGUGCAAUGUGGAGAAGGAUGGAAAGAUUUCUGGAGGAACAUCACCCUAAGAAAGCAGUUGCAAGCCGUGUCAGCAACAUGUACAGUGACAAUGUCUUGUCCCAUUUUAGGGAAAUUUUAAAGAGAUGCCAGAAACAGAACUCUCUGGACAGAUACUUAGUACCACAGGUGUGCAAUGACUCUCAAGCUGGUCCUAGUGGCAUUAAAAACAAAGAAGGGAAGUAACCCUGGGAAAGGACUUAAUACCUGAAGUUUUUAUGGGAGGGAAUUCCCCUUCCAAACAAUAGUAACUCCUCCAUCCUCUCCCCCCCUACCGUCUUCCAUCCUCUCCCCUCCUACCAUCUUCCAUACAUCAACAAGUCUUCAAUAAAGGUAAGUGUCAUGUUAUUAUUGUUUUAUUCUUCAUAUCUCAUUGUUUUCUGUGUAGGCAAAUGUAUAUUUCAAGUAAAAACUUUUGGGUGUCUGGAAUGGAUUAAUUGGAUUUGCACUAUUUCUUAUAGGGGAAUGAAUUCGGAUAUCAUCAAAUUCGGCUUUAGUCACACUCUCUGGAAUGGAUUAAUUACGAUAACUGGGAGUCCACUGUAUACAGUUUAUACAUGAGAAACAAAAUACACUGUUUAUACAUAAAACAAAAUACAUUGUUUAUAACUCAAGAAAUCGUAAUGACACAGUUGGAGUUUUACGGCUUACUCACCAUGAGUUUAACCCUUUCAGGGUCCAAGGCCAAAAUCUGAAGUCACGCACCAGUGUCCAAGAAAUUUAAAAAAAAAAAAAUUAUUUUUUCUUACAGAAUUAAAGAGCAUAUUUUUGUGAAGGUAAUAAAACAAAAAAAAAAUAGAAUCUGAUCAGUACUUACCGAGAUACAGUGCCAAGAAGUUUAUGCAAAAUUAUGUGGUGGUGGCAACAUCGACGAAUUCCACAUACGCGUAUUAUAUUAUUUUGUUGUUUUAGUUGUUUUUUCUUUUCUUUUCCAAUUUUUUUUCUAUUCCUACUAACAUUUGGGGCCUGAGAGACCAAUACUGUAUGUAAUUGAUAUAUAUAAACUCACUGUAUUGAACACAAUAACCGCACUAAAGUUAUUAUCAUAUUAUUGUUUACCACUGUUGUUUAUUACAAUAAACAUGCACAAAUAUUGUAUAAUACUAAUGUUCUAUCAUAUAUUUACAUAUUUACAAUCACUGGACAUGGUUUUAGAACUGCUGGAGCUUGUGGAACUCCUUGAAACAAGGCACCAUGCACAGAGGCACCUUACAUUCCUCACACAUAAACCGAGUGUCUUUGCGUCUUUGUUGCCGUCGUUUUGUUUGUGCACAGACAAUGCAUCUCUUCUGAGCAAAUUUCUUUUGAGUUGAAGGAAGCUGUAUUAUGAAAUGAUCACCUUCUCUCCUCAAACGCUUGGGUAUAUCGUGAUGAAUUCGAGGACCAUGUUGUAUUGCAGGUGUUGUUACCUGGUACUUCAUUAUGAGUUGUCUGACAACAGACAAACAAAAUUCACCAUACGGUGGUCUGUUACCAGUCUUUAUUUGGUACAUAUUAUAUGCAUUCAGCAUUGAAAUGUCCAUGAGAUGGAAGAAAAGUUUCAUAUACCACUUGUAACUCUUACGAACACAGUCAACAAAACCAAUCUGCAUGUCACACUUGUCAACCAAGCGCAUGUUUUGUGUAUAAUCAAUCACUGACACUGGUUUUCGAAUACGUUCAUUAGUCACUCGAUCAACUUUGCCACUGUCUUGCAUUUCAUUACGGUGAAUGGUUGUCAACAAUGUGACAUCUCGUUUGUCAUGCCACCGUAAUGCCAUGAUGUCAUUGGCAGUAAACACCUGCACGUCAUCACCACGAACACCUGCAUUGAGCCUGGGCAUAUGUUUACGAUUAGAAUGCACUGUGCCACACACAUCUGUCUUGUUCACUCGCAUGAAAUCACUGAGUAAUGGGCUUGUGUACCAGUUAUCGGUAUAUAAUGUAUGGCCCUUACCAAGAUAAGGUGCCAUCAUGUUUCUCACUACAUCACCUGAGAUACCCAAUAACAUCUUGGUAUCUUUCAAUGUUUUACUACCCGUGUAUACAACAAUAUCCAACACCAGGCCACUGUCACAAUCACACAGUACAAACAAUUUUAUACCAAAGCGGUUCCUCUUGCUCGGUAUAUACUGCUUGAAUGACAGUCUACCUUUGAACAAAAUCAAAGACUCGUCAAUUACAAGAUUCUUGAAUGGAUAAAAGUAUAUCCUGAACUUUUGUUUGAGAUACAUGAAAACAUUUCUAAUCUUGUAUAACCUGUCACUUCUGUCAGGCCUGGUUUUGUCAGAGAAGUGCAACAUACGUAACAGUAA
Molecule: messenger RNA, 8509 nt
Organism: Cherax quadricarinatus
Lineage: Eukaryota; Metazoa; Arthropoda; Malacostraca; Decapoda; Parastacidae
Source: RefSeq, a predicted model, not a curated record